UAAAUGGGACAAAGCUCUCCAAGGUGCCUGGCCCGGCUCUGGACCAUUCUCUAAGGACCUGCAUAUGUCUCAAGCCGGUGUGGAGCAAAAGGAAGGGAAGAAGGCAUCUCCUGUUGUGGAGCUUAAUGUAGGAGGAGAGUUGUACACCACCACCGUGGGCACCCUGAGAAAACUCCCGGGUUCAAAGCUAGCAGAGAUGUUCUCCAGCUCAGCUAAGGCCUGCACGGAUGCAGAGGGCCGGCUCUUCAUCGAUCGCCCGGGCACCUAUUUCGGACCCAUCCUGGACUACCUGCGCAGCGAGCGGCUGCCCACGCACCACAUCCUGGAGGUGUACCGUGAGGCGCAGUUUUACGAAAUCAAGCCUCUGGUCAAGCUUCUGGAGGAUAUGCCACAGAUCUUUGGGGAGCAGGUGGCUCGGAAGCAGUUCCUGCUGCGGGUGGCAGGCUACAGCGAGAACCUGGAGCUCAUGGUGCACCUGGCCCGCGCCGAGGCGGUGGCGGCACGCAGCUCCGCGGUGCUGGUGUGCGCGGUGCGCUCCGAAGAGGAUGCCGCGCUGUGCGCAGACGCCUUGCGCAUCCUGGAGGGCGAAAAGAGGUCUGUGGUCAAAUUCGGGCCCUGGAAGGCGGCCCCGCAGGUCAAGGACCUCCUCGACUGCGUGAAGAUGGACAUUGAGGCCCGGGGGUACCAGGUAUACUAUGAACAGUACUCCGAGAGGACAUUGCGGGCCAAGUAUUUAAAUUACUUUUAUACAUUCAUCUUCAGCUGGUGGUGAUCCCUAGGGGGCGGGGACAGUUUGUUAAGGGUUCUGGGGGGACUUAUGAAAUUAAAAAUCGCCUUCAAAAGCCACCUAGUUGGCUCAGUGGGUGUGCUGCUGUCAUUGGCUCAGGCUGUGAUCCCUGGGUCCUCAGAUUGAGUCCUGCAUCAGGCUCCCCACAGGGAGCCUGCUUCUCCCUCUGCCUGUGUCUCUGCCUCACUGUGUAUCUCUCAUGAAUAAAUAAAAAAAUCUUAAAAAAAAUUUUUUUAAGGCCGUCUUGGGAUCCCUGGGUGGCCCAGCGGUUGAGUGCCUCCCUUCGGCCCAGGGCGUGAUCCAGGAGUCCCAGGAUGGAGUCCCGCAUCGGGGUCCCUGCAUGGAGCCUGCUUCUCUCUCUGCCUGUGUCUCUCUGCCUCUCUCUGUGUGUCUUUCAUGAAUAAAUAAAUAAAAUAUUA
Nyctereutes procyonoides (raccoon dog) is the source of this 1206-nucleotide messenger RNA. It is a transcript of the gene KCTD14, whose product is annotated as potassium channel tetramerization domain containing 14. Lineage: Eukaryota; Metazoa; Chordata; Mammalia; Carnivora; Canidae. Gene Ontology annotation, molecular function: protein binding. The coding region runs from base 65 to 772 and encodes 235 amino acids. The record is from RefSeq and is a predicted model, not a curated record. Gene Ontology annotation, biological process: protein homooligomerization. The transcript is spliced from 2 exons.